AUGACCUGUACCUCGUACGAAGCACUACGUUCCACAGCACUGGCCAAUUGUGGUGCUGGAAGCGGAUAUGCCGACUGUGCAUGCGGUGUAUACGCCGUUUCGACUGCGGGACGUACUUGCCUCAUCGCCACCUAUUCAUAUCACGCGUCUGGUCCUGGCGUGAUUGCGCCGGAUGGUAACCCAGCCGAAUUUUUUGAGCCUGGUUUUACCUACAAUGGUCAUAAUGAGUUGCGACGAGAGACUAUGGAACUUGUAGAGAUUAGCAACGACACAUAUGUUCCGGGCGAGGUGGGGAUUGUACAACUUGGUACUGAUUCUCAGGACAACGCAGCUUCAGAUACACCUUCUUCUCCUAAGCUUCCAUAUCCUUAUGUUGCUAAGACAAAUGCCGAAGGCUCUGCCACAACUUGGUCGCUUGGAUAUCUGGGCAGCUGUUCAUCUGUUUCUUAG
Mollisia scopiformis is the source of this 450-nucleotide messenger RNA. RefSeq lists its product as uncharacterized. The transcript has a single exon. The coding region runs from base 1 to 450 and encodes 149 amino acids. The record is from RefSeq and is a predicted model, not a curated record. Lineage: Eukaryota; Fungi; Ascomycota; Leotiomycetes; Helotiales; Mollisiaceae.